GCUCUGUUCUUGGGCCCUCGUUCUCAAGGCAUUUUAUCAAACCCUUUUCCCGCUCUCUUUUCUUCGUCGUCGCACAUUUUCUCCCCAGCCUCUGUGAGAAAAUGGCGAUGGAAAGGGAUCAAGCGUCAGAGAAAUCCUCAUCUCUCUCCCUCUUCUUUCUCAUUCUUUCCGUUCUCUUCCUCGGAUCUUCGUCUCGUCUUCUCACGUUCCCAGAUCCUAAAAUUGGAAUAAACUAUGGUCGACUAGGCUCCAAUCUUCCAUCGCCUGAGGUUGCAAUGAAGCUAAUAUCCUCAUUAGCAAUAAAAAAUGUGAAGACCUUUGAUAUGGAUCCAUUAGUAAUCAGAGCUUUUGCCAACACAAACAUUUCCUUGUCAUUGUGCAUUCCAAAUGGUGAUAUAUAUUCUUUGGCUUCUGAUCCAACAAAAGCUGAUUGUAUUGUCAAAGAAGGCAUCCUUCCUUUCUAUCGCGAAACUUAUAUCUCUUCUAUUGCAGUUGGAAAUGAAGUAACCAUGCUCCCAGAAUUUGCUCCCGUUCUCCUUAAUGCCAUGGAAAACUUGUACAGAUCACUCAAGAAAUUCAGGUUGCACCAAAAGAUUAAGGUCUCUACCCCUCAUUCUUUAGCGGUUUUAGCAAUAAGGUUCCCUCCUUCAGAUGCUUUGUUCCAAGAAUCAAUUGCAGAACCUGUUCUCCGACCUGUAUUAAGAUUUCUUAGCAGAACAAAUUCUCCAUUUAUGGUGAACCUUUACCCGUACUUAACAUUUAAAGAGAUUCCUUAUAUCCCUCUGGAUUUUGCUUUAUUUUUGGGGAAUCCACAGAACUUCAAUUUUACAGAUCCAAAGACUGGCUUAGUGUACACAAAUUUAUUUGACCUUUUGGUAGAUGCUUUGAACUCUGCUGUAUUUUCACUUGGUUUCCACAAGGUGCCUCUAGUUGUUACAGAAACUGGAUGGCCUUCAGAGGGAGAUGCUGAUGAUAACGCUGCAUCACUACAGAAUGCUGCUAUAUUCAACCAAAGACUUGUGAAUCAUUUAACACAAUAUCCAAUUAAGGGAACUCCUUUGAGGCCUGGCGUACCAGUUUUGACCUUUUUAUUCUCUCUGUUUGAUGAAGAUCUGAAGCCAGGAGCUACUACAGAGAAACAUUGGGGUAUAUUCUAUGCUAAUGGCACAAAGAAGUAUGAUCUCAGCUUAUCCCAUCUCUCCCACUCUCGGUUUAAAGAACUUUGAAAAAAGGAGAGAUCCUAAACUUGGAGGAAACAACGGUCUUUUAGGCUCCAAUAAUCCAUCAAGUGAAUAGGCAGUUAAGCUAACAAUCUCAUCAUGAAGAACUUAUGAGCUAUUUCGAUAUGGACCUUCAGGAGCAAGAUAUUUUUUACACAUACGUAUUACCGUAUUUUAGCUUCUUCUGAAUCACCAAAACCCCACUGUAAUUUCAGCAAGGAUCCAUCCGCAAAGUUAUUGUGGGAAACUGACUCCGAGUAAUCAACUCCUGAAUAUGAAGCUCCUAAGUUUGGGGAAUUACGGUGUUUCGGGCUCUAAUCAUCCAUCAAUUGAGUAGGCAUCAAGCUAAGUAGCUAGCAUCCCCAUCAUCCACAAACUUGUGAGGUUGUCAAGUUUUGUCGUGUUGAGCAGAGGACGACGACGGUGGGGGUUUAUUAUAGGGAAACGCGCCUCUGAUGGUUUUUUUUUUCAAAGUUGUCGUCUUUAUGUGCACCGGGGUCCGUGAGGAGCAGCGAAUGGCAGGCAGGCCGGUCUGUUUUCUCCAGUAGUCGGAUACGGGUUGCAAAUCACGGGUCGGGUAAAUAUGCGGUGGAGCCAGUGCGAGAAGAUUUGGGCUUUGCCCAGAAUAUGUAGCGGGCGUCUACGUCUGCUUCCAAAAUCAUGUGUGUUUGGUAAUC
Molecule: messenger RNA, 1897 nt
Organism: Asparagus officinalis (garden asparagus)
Lineage: Eukaryota; Viridiplantae; Streptophyta; Magnoliopsida; Asparagales; Asparagaceae
Product: glucan endo-1,3-beta-glucosidase 12-like
Exons: 6
Coding region: 102-1226 (374 amino acids)
Biological process (GO): carbohydrate metabolic process
Cellular component (GO): plasma membrane
Molecular function (GO): hydrolase activity, hydrolyzing O-glycosyl compounds
Source: RefSeq, a predicted model, not a curated record